This is a messenger RNA of Symbiodinium sp. CCMP2456, 726 nucleotides long. The record is from the annotation of a GenBank genome assembly. NCBI's taxonomy places the organism in Eukaryota, Dinophyceae, Suessiales, Symbiodiniaceae.
AUGUCGUGGUGGCAAGCAGCCCUUGUGUUGGCGCUGCUGGCGCCGUGUGCGAGCAGUUCGGAAGCGCCAUCGAACCUGGUGGUUGUCGGAGGGUUUCCGACAUGUGGCAUAUCAUACAUCUAUGGCAUUCUAGAAUCUCAUCCCAACAUCGUCACCUUUUCAAUUCAGAUAGGUGCGCUGCCCAAUCUGCAGACGGAGUUUGAGGAGUCGGCCUUCGCUCUGGCGAAAGCGCUGCAAGUCCCCACAGGCCGUCCCUUGCAAGAAGUUUGCCAGGAGUUCAAACCUCAAGCGCCGACCUUCAGAGAAUGCGGUCGUCUCGUGAAGACGAUCAGGGGCUGGUACAACACGUCCAUGCCAGCGACACUGGUCGUCACAGACGAGUCCUUCUUUGACAAGCAGAUGCUUGCAUCCCGCUGGCCGGGCAAAGUCAAGCUGCUCUUGUCGGUGCGGGAUCCCGCGGACUUCCUAUGGACAGCCUACAACUUCUGGGCGCUGCCAGGGGAGCCGAAAGCCAACAACCAGGGUACCAGGAAAACUCACGUCCGCAGCCCGGAGCUGUUCGACGAGUUGGUUUUGGCGGACGGCAAGAAAGAGGUUUGGGCACCCAGGGCCAACAAGAUCACCGGGCAGUGGUUCGACCAGAUCAAGAAUGUGAAGGAUGUCUCCGCAAACCUCCUCUUCUUGAAAUCUGAGGACCAGUCAUGUGUUGUUUACACGAUUAUGUGA